Molecule: messenger RNA, 843 nt
Organism: Soboliphyme baturini
Lineage: Eukaryota; Metazoa; Nematoda; Enoplea; Dioctophymatida; Soboliphymatidae
Source: the annotation of a GenBank genome assembly
AUGGGUGAAAAUGACACUUCAGAGAAAUUUCACCUGAACGUUAACGCCGCUGAAUUCGUCCCGCGUUUCUCUGCUGCGUCCCCGGUGGUAUUUCCAAAGCUGACGAACAGAGUAUCUGCGCCGUCGGUGGUGAACGAAGAGUCUCCACUGACCAUCAUGAGGGCCGCUGAUUCAAAAGAAACUGAAAACUUGAAGAGUUUCGAUAGCGGGUGUUACCCUCUAAAGCCAGAACCUCUCUCAGAAGUUCCGAAAGAAGCGACGAUAGCUGAAUCAGCGCAUGUCACACCAGAAGAAGGAAUAACCGAGCUGAACGAAGCUGCUGCGGAACCCAACAAUACCCCUGAAAUUAGAGGCGAUGUCAUCGUCGAAGAAUGGGAAGAAGGCCUUGGCGGUAUCGAAGAAGGAGAAGAAUCGACGGAAGGAAUGACGCCUGCUCAGGUAGAAGCAAAGCGAAAGAGGAAAGAAAAGGCGGCGCCGAAAGUACGAAAGGAAUACGUUAACGUCAUUUUCAUCGGGCACGUAGAUGCCGGAAAGUCGACCAUUGGUGGCCAAAUCAUGUACCUUACUGGUCAAAUCGAUAAGCGGACGCUAGAAAAAUACUGCCGAGAAGCGAAGGAGAUGAACCGAGAGAGCUGGUAUUUGUCGUGGGCACUGGAUACCAACAUAGAAGAGCGCGAAAAGGGCAAAACCGUUCAGGUCGGUCGAGCGUGCUUCGACACUGAGCUGAAGCACUUUACGAUCUUGGACGCACCGGGACACAAAAGUUUCGUGCCAAAUAUGAUCGGCGGCGCCAGCCAAGCUGAUCUGGCAGUGCUGGUAUUGGUUUUUACUGGUUGUUUUUAA